AUGGAAGGUUCGGCUCAAGUCAUUCACUGCCUUGUUGAAAAACCAGGAGAUGACUCAUUUCUCCUAUCUGCAGUUUAUGGAGGCAAUUCUGAAACUGAAAGGAGAUCCCUAUGGCAUAAUGUUAAUACAUUCUCCACUGGUAAUACAGGAAAUAUGCCUUGGUUACUUAUAGGUGAUUUCAAUGAAACGAGAGAUACAAUUGAACGGAUCGGAUCUAAUACCCGAUGGACUUCUGGAAUGGAUGAGCUAAACACAAUGAUUGAGGAGCUGGCGCUGAUUGAGCCUAAUUCCACAGGCCCAUUUUUCACAUGGACAAAUAAAAGGUCCAAUGAUGAUCUUAGAGCAAGCAAGAUUGACAGGGUCUUCAUUAAUGCAAAUUGGCAGAACAGGUACUCUCAUUAUUCGGUAGAAUUUUUACUGCCGGGUGUUUCAGAUCACUCUCCAUGCCUAGUGCGUCUUAACACCACUGAUAGGAGAAGGAAGCCCUCUUUUAAAUUCUUCAAUUUCUGGACUGAAAGUCCCGAUUUUCUACCGAUUGUCUACGCUGGCUGGCAACUGGAUUUUAGAGGAUCCAAAAUGUUUAUUCUGGUGAACAAGCUCAAAGCAUUGAAACAAAAACUCAAUCACUUGAAUAAAUCUCAAUUUAGUGACCUAUGUCGUAAGGUCAAAGAUGCUAGAGCGAAUCUACAGCGAAUACAACGAGAUCUUGCAUUGGACCCGUACAACAUAAACACCCGGGAUGAAGAAAAGGCACAAUUGGAGCAACUAUUGACCCAUAGCAAACAUGAAGAAGUCCUCCUAAAGCAAAAAUCUAGAAAUCUAUGGUUGAAGGAGGAGGACAACAACAGCAGGAUUUUCUUUGCCUCCAUGAUGCGUAGAAGUGCUCAGAACAGAAUUAACCAGCUCUCACUCGAUGAUGGCACUACUAUAACAGAUGAAGGAGUUCUUAGGGAUGCAAUUGUAUCUUAUUAUCAUCGUGUACUUGGUAGCUCCAGGCACACUCAUUUCCCUUACGAACGAUUUGCUUCCCUAUUCCCUGAAGAUGUCAGUACCGCCAUCAUUUUACCAGACUUUCAACGUACUGAGAUCAUUAAAGUGCUCAAAGGCCUAAAUAAUUUCAAAGCCCCGGGUCCAGAUGGAUACAAUAGUUUAUUCUUUAAAAAAGCCUGGCCCAUCAUAGGGCGUGAUAUAGAGGAUGCUAUCAUGGACUUCUUCUCCUCUAGAAGACUGCUGAAAAAAUGA
This is a messenger RNA of Syzygium oleosum, 1242 nucleotides long. RefSeq lists its product as uncharacterized. The record is from RefSeq and is a predicted model, not a curated record. The transcript has a single exon. NCBI's taxonomy places the organism in Eukaryota, Viridiplantae, Streptophyta, Magnoliopsida, Myrtales, Myrtaceae. Bases 1 to 1242 code for a protein of 413 amino acids.